Messenger RNA from Stylonychia lemnae, 1542 nucleotides. The record is from the annotation of a GenBank genome assembly. NCBI's taxonomy places the organism in Eukaryota, Ciliophora, Spirotrichea, Sporadotrichida, Oxytrichidae.
AUGGAACAUAGAAGCUCCCUUAGGCAAAGUUAGAUCUCAUAAUUUUUCUAAAGAGAUGAUGAGAAUACUAUUGAAGACAUUGAAGAAUCUAAAGCAAUCGAUUCUUAAGAAUCAGAAGAAGACUUUGAGAGUCCUGAAUACAUCACUACAAAUCUAUUGUUUGAGAGGAAUUUGACUCUUGCUGAUAUUGAAGUUGAUACAAUCAACUAUAAAGACAUGGAUUACUUAUUCUUUGAUAUUGUUGAAGAACUUGACAAUUAUGAUUUCGAAGGCUUCAUCAUUGAUCCAAGAUUAGUAGUUAAGGAAUAAUAGAAGAUUAAAACAGUAUAGACUUUGCUAACUGAUGAAUAAAUUAUGAACUUAGCUAGGCAAGUUCUGGAGUUAUACACUAAGUAUAGAUAGUCAGAUCUAGAGCCUUAAGGAAGAUUUAGAGAAUCAUAAGUCAAUAAUAGAUAUCCCUAACUCUAAGUAGUAAUUCCAAAGCGAAAAAUAAAGCUAAUUAAGCAACGAGAGGCUGAACUGUAGAACUAAGAAAUUCAACACAGAGAGUGCUUGAAUUUAUAUUUUAAUCAUAAACUCUCGAUGAGAUAAAUCCAACAAAGGUUGAAGAUAACUUACUACAAAGUAAGAAAAUUCAUCAAGUAUCCAUCUUUGAAUUUUAGCUUGCCAAUCAAUAACCUGUCUGAACAUGAGAAAUUCAAGAAGCUUCAUGGAAGGGCAAGGAUGCAUAUUGUGAAUAUGAUAGUUGAUUCGAGAGUGCCUAUUCAGGUAUCUGACAUCCAGCAAAGUUUGCUGAAGGAUAUUUAACUAAGGUGCUCAAGAUCAAUGAUCCAGAGAUUCCUGAAAGAGGAAUUGCAUUUGACAUACAAAUAGAUUAAGUAAAUUACAGUUAAUCACAAUUACUUGAACUGUAAACUGCAAAGAUAAUAUGCAGCUUAACAAUUUAUUGGAGUCCUCUCAAGUGGAAAGAAAAUUAUUAACAUAGAUGAAUCAGUUUUAAAUACAACUGAUGAGAGACACAGAGGCUGGACAGGUUACAAAGUAAGAAACAAAGUUACUUAUGCUUAACGAUUAAGUCAAAUGAAUUUAAUCAUUGGAGUAUCCAGUUCGGGAGAACUGUAUUACACAGUAAACAGAGGAAGAACAAAUCAAACUACAUUUACUUAUUUCCUCUGUAAAUUAAUCAGAGUGCUUGAUUAGCAAGACUAAGAUUGGAGAUCAAACACAGUGAUAUUGAUAGACAAUGCUCCAUAUCACAGAAGUUUUAAAAUCAUGACUUGCUAUGAUGAAUUGAAAUUGCCUCUCAUGUUUCUUGGUCCAUAUUAAUUCAAACUUGCACCUGCAGAGUUAAUGUAUUCAUACAUUAAGAACAGAGACUUAAAUCCUCUGAAUACAAGAGCUUAAUCAAAGUAAGAUUUGGAAUUUAAUUUGUCAUAGAGGAUACUGGGCAUCAUUCAUGAAGGAAGUUGCAAUGAAUAUCAGCAAAAUAAAUCAGACAUUAGUACGUAAAUGCUUUUAUCAUGUGUUAACAUCGGCCCUUGA